AUGAAUCCCUGGAAUCACACAAGUAAGCCUGAUUUCAUCCUCAUGGGGCUGACAGACUCCAGGGAGAUCCAGCUGGUCCUCUCUGUGCUGUUUCUCCUGAUAUACCUGGUCACUGUGCUGGGGAACAUUAGCAUGAUACUGAUCAUCCGUCUAGAUGCCCAGCUUCACACUCCAAUGUAUUUCUUCCUUACCCACCUGUCAUUCCUUGACCUCAGCUACUCCACCGCCAUCACACCUAAAACCUUACAGAGCCUGCUGACUUCAGACAACAGCAUUUCCUUCACAGGUUGUUUUACCCAGCUGUACAUGUUCAUCCUCUUGGCAGCUACUGAAUGUUUUCUACUUUCCUCGAUGGCCUAUGACCGCUACGUAGCUAUCUGCAACCCUUUACAUUACCCAGUUGUUAUGUCUUCACAAUGCUGCCUUGCUCUCCUCACUGGGUCCUACAUGACUGGAAUUGUGGAUUCCUCUGUUACUGUGCUUGACAUGAUUACACUACAUUUCUGCAAGUCCAAUGUCAUCCAUCAUUUUUAUUGUGACACAUCUCCACUUCUGUCUCUGUCCUGCAGUGACACACAGGUAGUUGAAAUCAUUAUAUUCAUUUUUGCAGGUUCCACUAUUUUGGGGUCCCUCAUCACAAUAUCUGCAUCCUAUGUGUCUAUUCUUUCAACUAUUUUGAAGAUAAAUUCUACUUCUGGGAAGCAAAAAGCUUUCUCUACUUGCGCCUCUCAUCUCCUUGGAGUUACUGUCUUUUACAGUACUCUGAUUUUUACUUAUUUAAAGCCAAGUCAGUCCUAUUCUUUGGGAAAGGAUCAAGUAGCCUCUAUUUUCUACACCAUUGUGAUCCCCAUGCUGAAUCCACUUAUUUAUAGUCUCAGAAACAAAGAAGUGAAAAGUGCUGUUACUAGAUUAAUGAAAAAGAGACAAGAACCCAGGAAGUUAAGAUAA
Psammomys obesus (fat sand rat) is the source of this 948-nucleotide messenger RNA. RefSeq names its product olfactory receptor 8H1-like. Gene Ontology annotation, biological process: G protein-coupled receptor signaling pathway; sensory perception of smell. Lineage: Eukaryota; Metazoa; Chordata; Mammalia; Rodentia; Muridae. The record is from RefSeq and is a predicted model, not a curated record. The transcript has a single exon. The coding region runs from base 1 to 948 and encodes 315 amino acids. Gene Ontology annotation, cellular component: membrane. Gene Ontology annotation, molecular function: G protein-coupled receptor activity; odorant binding; olfactory receptor activity.